This is a messenger RNA of Haliotis rufescens (red abalone), 2983 nucleotides long. RefSeq names its product apoptosis-inducing factor 1, mitochondrial-like. Lineage: Eukaryota; Metazoa; Mollusca; Gastropoda; Lepetellida; Haliotidae. The coding region runs from base 300 to 2213 and encodes 637 amino acids. The transcript is spliced from 17 exons. Gene Ontology annotation, biological process: mitochondrial respiratory chain complex assembly; apoptotic process. Gene Ontology annotation, molecular function: FAD binding; NAD(P)H oxidase H2O2-forming activity; protein dimerization activity. Gene Ontology annotation, cellular component: mitochondrion; cytoplasm. The record is from RefSeq and is a predicted model, not a curated record.
GUUAGGUGUCGGUACAGUGUUUCCUGGUGACACGCGGUGGUCUUGAUCUUGCGAGUCACACAAAGAGAAUGAACACUGCGAGUGUUGUGAAAGUUUUCACAGACCAAAUCGUCUCAUGCCCACAACAGACAACGGAAGCUAAGUAAUGUAUCGCAGGUCGAGGUUCACGUACUCGUCUCUCUGAUUGGUUGAAGCUGCUUUUGAGUAGAAUGAAUGAAACCCGAUUUCGGAGCUUGCCACACCUGUUACGCUGUGUGGAGCUUUACUCUCUAACGUGAGAGGUUGAAAAGUCAACAAAUAUGGCGGCGCUGUUUAGGUGCGUGGUCCAGGGAAGAGCUAUCCCUUUUUCAAGAGGGUUUGCAGUUCUAUCGCGACGAGUUAUCACUGAGUCUUUGCCUCAGACGCAACAUGUGCGAUGUAUGGGAGGCAAUGUCCCAUCUCACUGGAAGAGCGACGCACAGAUUGCAGAAGAAAACAAAGUGACCAUGACCUAUCACCCUGUACCUGAGGGGUCAUGGCAGGAGGGGUACAGCCGACGAAAUGCCAAGUGGAACAUCAUGCUGGGGGCCAGUGCUGCUGUCCUUGGAUUGACAUAUUUUGUGCUAUGGAAGUCAGGAGCUGUAUAUCUUCACAGCACGCCUCCAUUACGCAAGGGCAAGAGCUCAGAUGGUGCAGCUGGAGUUAUACCAUCAGGCACAUCAGAAAAAUCACCAGAGACAGAAGCAGCACCGGCAGGGAUUGACUGGAGCACGGUCCCCGACAUCCCCAGCCACGCCCAGUACCUCCUUAUAGGGGCGGGGACAGCAUCCUUUGGCGCUUUCAGGGCCAUCAAGUCCAGGGACCCCAAGGCCCAGGUGCUCCUGAUCGGCGAGGAGAAUCGCAUCCCCUACAUGCGUCCGCCGCUGUCCAAGGAGAUGUGGUUCAGCGAGGACAAGGAAGGUGUGCAGAAGCUGAGAUUCAAGCAGUGGAACGGAAAGGAGAGAAGCCUCUUCUUCGAACCAGACAGCUUCUAUGUGGAACCAAAGAAACUAUCACACCAAGAUAAUGGUGGUGUCGCAAUUCUACAAGGGAGGAAGGUGACAAAGCUUGAUGCUUCAAAGAAGAAAGUAUGGUUGGACAAUGGAUCAGAAAUCAACUUUGACAAGUGCCUAAUUGCAACAGGAGGCAAACCCCGUAACUUGCCGGUGUUGGAGAGAGCGGGGAAAGAAGUCAAUCGGAGGACAAACUUGUUCCGUUCUAUCAGUGACUUCCAGCAUCUGGACGAAGCAACACGAAAGGCUAAAUCGGUGGUUGUAGUUGGUGGGGGUUUCCUCGGCAGUGAGCUGGCUUGUGCCCUGGGAAAACGAGGCAAGAAGAAUGGAAUGAAGGUGUAUCAAGUGUUUCCUGAAGCAGGUAACAUGGGCCGUGUGCUGCCAGAGUACCUCAGCAACUGGACCACCAAGAAGGUACAAGCAGAGGGUGUGAAUGUCAUCACUAACAGUCUUGUAAAUUCUGCUGAGUUUCUCAACAACGAGGUUGUCCUGGGUCUGAAUAAUGGAAGCAAAGUGAGUGCGGAGCAGGUAGUGGUAGCGGUGGGUCUGGAACCCAACGUGGAGCUUGCAAAGACGUCCGGCCUGGAGCUGGAUGAAUCUCAUGGCGGCUUCCGCGUCAACGCUGAACUGGAGGCGAGAUCAAAUGUGUGGGUGGCUGGUGAUGCUUCCUGUUUCUAUGACAUUCGGCUGGGACGGCGCCGCGUCGAGCAUCACGACCACGCAGUUGUCAGCGGGAGACUGGCAGGGGAGAACAUGACGGGGGCAGCCAAACCCUACUGGCAUCAGUCCAUGUUCUGGUCAGACCUUGGUCCGGAGGUUGGGUAUGAAGCUAUUGGGAUUGUGGACUCCAGUCUGCCGACAGUAGGAGUGUUUGCCAAAGCAACUGCACAAGACACACCUAAAGCUGCUGUUGAGGAGAGUGGGGAGGGACUUCGCUCAGAGGCAGAACAGAAGGCCAAGCCAUCCUUCAUUCCUUCUCCACAACCAAAGGCCCCACAAGAGGGCGAGGACUUUGGCAAGGGCAUUGUCUUCUAUCUGAAGGAUAAAAUCAUUGUUGGCAUUGUGCUGUGGAAUGUCUUCAACAAGAUGCCCAUUGCCAGAAAAGUUCUCCGUGAUGGGGGUGAAAAUGAAGAUCUCUACGAAGUGGCCAAAUUGUUCAACAUUCAUGAAACAUCUUCAUGAUAACUAGUUUCCAUUCUGUAUGAUUGAUUGAAAAUGAUUGUUUUCUUCAUAUGUGUGAUUAAUCUGAAAGUGUGCUUUCAGUGAUGAGGUUUUUCUGAUGUACAAAAUAAAUACUCCUGUUUUCCUCUUUUCUCCGUUGGACGUCACUUCUGCUGUCUGCACCAUCUGAUCAUGGGUAGACACUGUGGUUAGGGUAGACACUGUUGAAGAUGCUUGCACUUCAAUACACCUAUAUUUGGUCCAUCACCUGAUGAUACAAUUUGUGUGAACAAAUAUUGUGGUUAAGAUUAUGACUGACCCAAUUAUUAGGUACUGACCCAAAUGAUGUUCUUGCCAUUUUGAACAAAUAUGAUGUCACUUUUUCAAUUAUGCAGGAUUUUCUUCAAAAUCAAGGAAAAAAGUAAAAAUCUUCCUCCCAGCAGACCCAUAUCAUCCUUGGACCUUUUUUAAUUAUUAUUAUUUGGUUUACAAACCAAAAAUCAAUGAGGUGGUCGAAAAAUUAAAGAAAACAAUAUUUUCAACUUCCAGAUUAGUACUGUUUCUCAUAAAUGAAAAACAAACAGAAAAGUAGAACACGAUGUUUCUGGGAGCUCCGUUGCAUGUGUGACAAGAGAGUUAACUUGUAGGGCCCACCAUCAUGGGAGUACAAUGUGAAGCAAUGCCAAUACCAAAGAAAGUUAUUAUUUUUGGUUCGAAUAAAGAUUAUAUAUGUAAUUUGCACCAUUUCUUACAAACAGCAGUGAUAAAAACUCGUCGAUUUUUCAUUUCCC